CACCACCGUUCGGGUUCCACGAGUUUCCUGUCUGGCCGGGAGCCAAGCUCUGCCUCCUGGAAAUAUGGCGAACGAAGAGCCCAAUGGAGGAUUUCCAUACUUACCAUCAGGGGCAGCGGAAGUUGACAGGCUGAUCAAGGAAAACAGUGACUUGUUUUCAGAUGCCCAAUGUAAAGUGUGCAGCGCCGUGUUGAUCUCCGACUCUCAAAAGCUUGCACAUUACCAGAGCAAGAAGCAUGCUAACAAAGUACGACGCUACAUGUACAUCCACAAAGAUGAUAACCCACUUGUAAAACGAUUAAAAGUCUCCACAACUGAAGAACCGGAGACCAUUAACAGUGGAGGAGAUCGGUUGAAGGCCUGUCACAUCUGCAAUAUGACCUUCUACACACCAGUGAUUGCGGAGUCACACUACCAAGGCAAGGUGCAUGCAAAAAACCUGAAGCUUAGGAUGGGCACCCCCACUAUCCCGCAACCAGUCUUACCUCAGGCCAAGAUCCAGGACCAGGCGAAGAUGGAUGGGCCGAAGCAGGAGGUGGGCCCGGCCCCCGAGGGCACCAUGGAUGACCGUUCCUGCAGCUUGUGCAACGCCACCUUUAACAACCCCCUGAUGGCCCAGCAGCACUACGUGGGCAAGAAGCACCAGAAGCAAAUGGCCAAGCCCAAGGCCAGCCAGGCCCAAGGCACCGCAACAGUCUUGAAGGGAUACCCAUGCAAGGUGUGCAACAUAGAGCUGAACUCACAGAAACAGUAUGAUGCACACAUCAGUGGCUCCAAACACAAGAACCAAGUCAAAUUGGCGAGUGGAAGUCAGGCCCCUGAGGUCACCCCAAGUGAAGACUCCACACUCCCCCCUGUGGUCAGUGAGUGGAACAGCAAGCCAGAGGCAUCCAUUGAUGGGUUCCAGGAGUGAUGGUAUGGCAUACCACCAGAACCAGACCCAUAACAGCUACUCCUAGGGUCCGUGGGCCUCCCAGCUUUGUCUGAUGCAAAAGUCUCUUUCUACCUUUAGGCUCUGUGUCCACCAGUCGCGUUUUUUGAGCCGACUGCGCACUCAACCUCAUUUUCAGAGUGUUUGUCAAGUGUUUAUUGUUGCUAGGUUAUGAAGUUUUGAUUGGUCGUCGAUAGAGAAGUGACAUAGACGAGGCCAGCACUGUUCUAAAAGUUGAACAGAUUUCAACUUUCAGCGCUCUGAGCGCUGCGGGGAAAAAAAAACAGUCAGCUCCGAGGGCUUUUUGCCACCGAGGACGCAAAAAAGGCGAUUGGGUGGACACAGGUCCUUAAUGUUUAUCUCUUUAUCUUUGCCACCGUCUUCCCCCUUCUCUAUCACUCACUAUAGUUUCGGCAUGGCUUGGCUAACUCACAAAGAGGGACGCCUUCCUAUCUCUGCUCCACAUUUGGAACAGGAAGGAACUGAACCAGGAGGAGCAGUGUCAACAUCUGAUCCCAUAAUACAUUUAGUCAUGUCAGGUUUUUUUUUUUUAAUUGAGACUAUAUUUAUUGUUUGUUUAUAACAGUAUUUAGUCUUUGCUUUUUAUCUGUAUGGAUUGGUGAAAAUAGUGUUAUUUUAACUUUGUCGUUUUAUUUUAACUUGGACUAACUGCAAAGUACGUGUAUUUCAUCAAGAGAUAUUUCCGAAAUUGUUCCUACAUACAUAUUGUAUGUUGUUUUUUGUCAUUUGUGUUUGUUUACAACAUCUCCUCUGUUCAUGUAAGUUAAUUUGCAAAAAGCUAAAUUAUUAUUUUUUAAUCUGUAGCCAGCAGAAUGAGUUUCAAAGUGGUACAGUGUCAUUUACCACUACUGUGUUUUUUUGUUUGUUUGUUCCUUAAUUUGAUAUGGUAGGAUCAGAGAAGGAAUUUCAUGUUUAUUUACACACUCCUACCCCAGUGUGGAUGAGGAGAUGAUUUAAGUACAUAUGGUACUGUUGAAGCAUAGUGCAGUAUGCAUUGUGCUUCUCGUAUAAAAAUGCAUAUCUAUGUAUAUUGCUGCAAUAACAAUAUGAAGGCUGUUGUCCUUGCAUAGUUCUAAAUGAUGUCAUACUAAGUCAUGUGACUAUUUUUUAUUUAUCCGCAUAAAGGGCUUUCUUGUGCGUUUCAGCCCAGUGAUUUGUUGCCAUGAACUCAAUUUCCUCAGUCCUUUAAAGCCUUCAAUGAAUGUAAAAUCUGGUUAGAGUUUUGAAUGCAGGAUUUUUAUAAAGGUUUGCUGUAGCAGAUUGUUGCUUUUUUCGUGUAAAGUAAGACAAAUAUUUUUAUUUUCUACAAAGAUGGAUUGACUGGCAAACCUAAAUUAAAAUAACUGCUUUGA
Alosa alosa (allis shad) is the source of this 2304-nucleotide messenger RNA. RefSeq names its product zinc finger protein 346 (gene znf346). The record is from RefSeq and is a predicted model, not a curated record. The coding region runs from base 65 to 913 and encodes 282 amino acids. Lineage: Eukaryota; Metazoa; Chordata; Actinopteri; Clupeiformes; Clupeidae. The transcript is spliced from 7 exons. Gene Ontology annotation, molecular function: zinc ion binding; nucleic acid binding.